Molecule: messenger RNA, 816 nt
Organism: Trametes versicolor FP-101664 SS1
Lineage: Eukaryota; Fungi; Basidiomycota; Agaricomycetes; Polyporales; Polyporaceae
Exons: 2
Coding region: 1-816 (271 amino acids)
Cellular component (GO): nucleus; cytoplasm
Source: RefSeq, a predicted model, not a curated record
AUGCCCCCCGCGCUCCGCCCCGCCCACGAAACAAAGCACAUCCCCGUCCUUAUCUAUCCCUUCCGCACACAACAAUUCCAUCUCGCGCAGCUUGACAACGGCGCAACAAAUGGCAGCGCCCUCUGGCUCGGCGCACAGUGUCUCUCCUUGUUUUUCUCCGACAAUCUCAAGCGCAGACCAUCGCCAUCCGGCCACCCGGACGCCGCGUUCCGUCCCAGAGCGAUUGAACUUGGAAGCGGCAUCGGCCUCUCCGCGCUUGCCCUCGCAUCUAUGGGCUGGGACGUGAUUGCGACUGACCUGCACGACGUUGUCUCAUCCGUCCUUGCCGAUAACAUCUCCAGCAACCUCUCCCGGCUCCCUGUCGAUUCCGGUACCGUGCAAGUGCGCAUCCUCGACUGGACGGUCCCUCCUGACCGUUGGCUGUGGGACGAUCCGCAAACUAUUGCCUCAUCUGAGGCCGAGAAGCCUCAGUCUGCCGUACCCCAAGCCCCCGUCCUCGGUCCUCCGUUCGACCUCAUCCUCACAUCCGAUACCAUCUACUCACCGGACCUGGUCACACCUCUCCUGCGCGCUUUACACGGCCUUUGCCUUGCCUCCGCUUCCGAGCUCCGGACUACGCCCGUCUAUCUUUGCCUCGAGCGGAGAGACCCGGCCCUAGUAGACCAUGCACUAUCGGAGGCGAGAGAUAGUUGGAACUUCAAGGUAGAGCGCAUUCCCCACAAGAAGCUUGCCAAGGCUCUCGAGAAGUCAGGCGCUCACUGGGAGAAGGGUGAUUGGGAGGGCGUCGAGAUCUGGAAGUUGGCUCUUCGCUCGUGA